CUUCUCGCCAAGUCACGGGUUCGUCAGGAGCAAUGAGCUGCAGGAUACUCGGCAAUCAUGGCGGCAGAGAUGAAACCAGAACACAUUGCAGCAAUGGAUACAAACAUCCUGUUUCAAAAGUACACCAUCAAUGAAGUGAAGGACACCGAGAAAAGGGUCAGGUCAGACAUUGAAAGGAAGAAAGAAGAUCUAAGGCAAAUGGUUGGGGAGAGGUACCGAGAUCUGAUUGAAGCAGCAGAUACCAUUCGUGAGAUGAAGAACAGUGCAAAUAAUGUUGGACAAGCAGUGUCCAGCAUGGACAAGUAUUGCCAACAACUGCAGAAGAAUAAAAAGAAUCAUGCUAGGGAAAAUAUGGAGGCUGCAAAAAAAAAGGAACAUGAUGCUUUCUAUAGCAUAGCAGCAGAGAUAAAGCUACUUUUGGACAUGCCAGAAAGGAUCUGGAGUUCCCUGGAGGCAGAUGAGCUUCUGUCUGCAGCCCGGCUGUACCUCUUGUCUCACCACAUCAUGACCAGCCUGCACCUGGACUCCCCCUCCCCCCCUCCCUCCACUCAGACCCUCCUCGCAUUCUUCCCCAUCCUGUCUAGGCAGUGGUCUUACAUCAGUCACUUCAAGGUCGCAAUCUUACAGUACUCCAGCAUAGCAGAGUUCUGUCCAUCAUUGAAGACUCUGGCCAACCCAGUAUCCCAGGAACACCUCCAGGCUAGCUGUCAGAAGUGGAUCACUACAUGUGUGGAGACGAUCCACAGAGGAGUUGGGGAGUUACUGGGCUACAUCAGCACCAUCAAGGGACUGGUCGCCAUCAGAGAUGCAGUCUGGGACAUGUUGGCACGGGAUGGUGCUGGUAUGGAAUGGAGUGUGAUCUGUCAGCAUAUACUCCGUAGAGAGGUUCUGGUCUGGGAGGAGUUUCUUAGGCCUAUCCUUCUCAACAGGUCUAAGGUUAUCAUUGAAAGCCAGUGCAAUAGUACAGCUGAACUGUCUCUUCAGCUGGUCACAAACACUCUGCAGGAACUGGGGCAAAAAAACAGCUCAGAAAGGUCCCUGAUGUCUGAACAUGAUGUGGCUGGUUACGUGUGGACUGAGAUGUCCAGUGACAUGCCGUCCAGGUCCUCCUGGUUCCACAAGACUGGUGAGGAGAUGGGCGGUCUGGCCAUGAAGGCAAAGGCCUUCACACCCAGAGUACAGAGCUUGUGUAAGAAGCUGGACAGUAAGCUGGAGUGCCUGUUGGAGGAUGUGUCCCAGUACACGUCUGUGUCCCAGAGUCAGCAGGACCGCGGUGCUGCAGGGGACAGCUCCACGGCUGACCCUCCCUUUGACAAGUUUGCAGACAAUGUACAUCUAGAGAAGUACCUGCAGAAUGGAUGUACAAGCUGCAUUACCAGAUUACUGGAAUGUGUUUCAACAGAGCUGAAAUCAGCAAGAGAAGUGCUGCUAAACAAGACUGCAGUGGGCAUGUCUAACAGUUCUUCAACUAUAGACAAAGCCUUGUUCCUGGCCAGGUUGUGCUCAGGCCUGGUGGAGAUCUGCCCUAACCUGCAGCUUUGCAUGAUGGGAAAACAGUCAAAAGAUGCCACACAAGAUUCAGCCAGGGUAUUACACAAGCAAGGGUCUUGGAGAGGAGUGUCAAAGAUGCAAGGCACUAUGCCGCCUUUGGACGAAAAUUCUCCAUGGGGGAAACUGAGGAGCAAACUUUUUUCAACAGCAGACAUAGGACACAGGUUGUGGGCCGAGCACACCUCAGGCUGGUUGGUUGACCAGUUCUCCUCAGCCCUGAGAGACUCCAGUCCUGCUGCCCUGCUCAUGUCUGCUACUAACUGGGAGGAGAUAGAGAUACAGGAGGAGACGGAGGCUGGCAAGUCUGUCCAGUCCAAAAUCAGACUCCCUGUACAGGCAUCAUGGUAUGUCCAGUCCAUGCUGUUCUUACUCUGUAGGGAGGUCAAUAGAGUUGGAGGACAUGCUCUCAGCAGGUGUAUAAUCCAUGAUGUGGUGCAGCAGACCUGUGCUGGGGUGCUGAGUGCCUAUGAAGCCCUGCUGCAGGACAGCGCCACCCUGCCACAGGCCCGGGCACUGCAGCUGGUGUUUGACCUGAGAUACAUCACCAACAUGCUGUCAGCCAGGGGACCUGACUCACAGGCCUACCGAGCCCAGGCAGACAGAGUCAUGCGACUGUUGGAGAAGAUAGAGAACCACAUCGACCCGUUUGACCUGGACGUCUUCACACCUCACCUCAGUAAAGCACUAGACAGGCUGACCCAGAGAUGUUCGGUGAUGUUGGGAGUGACCACCAGCCCAGACCGGCACCUGGCAGCAGGCAGACCCCCCGGCAGUACCGGUCAGCAGGAACAGCACAAUGUCCUGCCCCUCCCCCCACCCAUCCCCCGGUUCAGCCUGCUCCCCAUCAACACCAGGACAGACUCCAGCAAGCCCAGACAGACCAUAGAUGUACCUGUGCCCAAAGUCCAGGUGCUGCCGUCCCUCAGCAGUAGUGGCAGCAGGGAUGUUGAGGAGACAGGAAGGUUGCCCAGAGCUGCCAGCCCCUCGUCUCUGUACUCCAGGAUUGGUGCCUUCAGUACUGGAUGGCUCUCCAACAUAGGACAGGGCAACAAGUGAAGAGGUAUCCACCAGAGUUGAGUUGGCAUCAGGUGCAGGCCGACUGCAGCUGCUCAUCCACAUGACAUGAACAUCUGCGAUCUGAUCACAUGAUGCAGGCGUUUCAUCCUGUUCCUUGUGCAAGUUGGUAGUCUCUGUUCCAUGUCAGCUCAGUUUACUAUGUACCCUUUCCUCUCAGUGUUGCAGGCCAGAAUAUACCCCUGGUCAAAAUAUACCUGGGUAUAUUCUGCCCUGCUACACAGGCAUUACCAGUUAAGCAAAGUACAGGUCAGUUCCCUUGAACAAAAUGUAUCUAAACAUGACUAAAUGAUAAAAGAGGAUGGAUAAUGUGUACAUUUCUGUAAUACAUUGUACUAGUACCUAUAGAUUUGGUCACUGUGUUAUUUAUUGCUGCACUUGCAAGAAAAAUGGAAUGUGCAGUCACUCAGGAAUACCGGUACACAAGUACCUGUGUGCACAAUGUGAACAGGUAUUUGUGUAUUCCUGAGUUCACUGAAAGUUUAGAUCAAACGUUCUGAAUAUGACGGUAAAAUCUGCACCUCCAGGGACUUUAAGGAAUAAAAACUACCAUGUCAUAUUCUCUGUAUUUGGGCAGUUGUUACGUAGAUCCUAGAGGAGAAGCCAAUAUUUUACAAUCUGCACCGUGCAGUGUUAUAUUAGUGCUAGAGUUGUUACGAAACAGUAUCUCUCGUACUACUGACAUGUCAUAAAAGAUGGACCAUACAGAAGGUAUGGUUCACUUUUAACUUAAGUUUUUGUUAGCCAUAAAAUGGUGACUGUACCUAAGUGCGUCUAUUCUAAGACAUGGUUAUAUUGUAAUGCAUUUCGAUGAAAUCUUAAUGAGAUUUUGGGUGUUCCAUAUAGGCUGGUGGAGGCAUCAAAGCAUGCUAAUAAAAUCUGCAAUUCUUA
Molecule: messenger RNA, 3516 nt
Organism: Branchiostoma belcheri (Belcher's lancelet)
Lineage: Eukaryota; Metazoa; Chordata; Leptocardii; Amphioxiformes; Branchiostomatidae
Product: conserved oligomeric Golgi complex subunit 1-like
Exons: 26
Coding region: 58-2607 (849 amino acids)
Biological process (GO): intra-Golgi vesicle-mediated transport
Cellular component (GO): COG complex; Golgi apparatus
Source: RefSeq, a predicted model, not a curated record